UCUGCUCCUCCACACCGUCAUCCAUUCGCAGGAGGGCUGGGCACUCAGGAGUUUGGCCCCAUGAAGUUCUUCUUUUUUCUCACUGUUCUCCACUGCCUGAUCCUGAUGAACUCAGGCGACAUCCCUCCUGGAAUUCGGAAUAUUAUCUGCAUGAUGCAGCACGGAACCUGCAGACUCUUUUUCUGCCAUGGCGGUGAGAGGAAGGGGGAGAUCUGCUCCGACCCUUGGAACAGGUGCUGCAUAUCCACUGCAGAGGAAGAGAGGAACAAUAAACUGGAGAAAAGUGACAAAGCUGACAUGGAAACUUCCGGAAGGCGGCCAGAACCUUCAAGUCCCCCAAGGGCUUAGAAGGACAUGUGGCUUACUUAGGUGCUCAAUAAACCUUUCCUG
Messenger RNA from Eptesicus fuscus (big brown bat), 390 nucleotides. RefSeq names its product sperm associated antigen 11B (gene SPAG11B). The record is from RefSeq and is a predicted model, not a curated record. Gene Ontology annotation, biological process: antimicrobial humoral immune response mediated by antimicrobial peptide. Lineage: Eukaryota; Metazoa; Chordata; Mammalia; Chiroptera; Vespertilionidae. The transcript is spliced from 2 exons. Gene Ontology annotation, cellular component: extracellular region. Bases 61 to 348 code for a protein of 95 amino acids.